CUAAAAGAUAACGAUGUCAUAAAUUAAAGUACAAUGAUUGCAAGAAAUGCAAAGACUGAUAGAGAACUUAAACGACGAAGAUACCCAGAUAUCCCUUAUAGCGUUCUUGUGCUUCUUCGUGGCAUGGAUAACGAUAACGAAUUUCAUACAAACGAUGAGUUGAGUAGUAACAUUCAUUGAAUUCAUCGAACAAAUCUGCAGUAAAUCAACAUGUAAAAUGGAUUCGGUGGUGAAAAAUUUCAGCGAAGCAAUGUCGAACCAGGACACCCAAAUGGCCGUAGCCGGUUUCCUGUGUUUCAUAGGCGGUUGGAUAGUGCUCACCAGGGCCGUGCAAUUUCUGAUAUCCAU
Molecule: messenger RNA, 348 nt
Organism: Phyllotreta striolata
Lineage: Eukaryota; Metazoa; Arthropoda; Insecta; Coleoptera; Chrysomelidae
Source: the annotation of a GenBank genome assembly